GGCAUAUCAAUUCAACUAAUAUAAAAGGAGGUUCAUAAGACUUAUUUUUUUACAUUAUAAGCCUUGAUUUCCUUGGUGCUUCAUUGGUUCUUCAAUAUUGAUUGAUAUGGGUGUCAUCGAUCUCGUUAGCCCAUUGGUCAAUGCUGCCACUCCUUACUUGGUGGAUCCCAUCGCACGCCAAUUCAAGUACUUGUUCAUGCUCAGCAACAAUGUGAAAGCCAUGACGGAUGCCAUGGAUGAAUUGAGAGCCAAAAGGGUGAGCACUGAGCAAGACAUUCAAAAAGCUGAGUUAGAAGGCAAAACUUGCUCCCCAGACGUAGAGCUUUGGCUUCGAAAGGUGGACGCCUUUGAUCAGCGUGAAGUGACUGCCAUCGAGCAAGAAUAUUAUCAAAGAACAAAUUGCAUCGCAAUGCCUUCACUCAAUAUAGCUUCAAAUUACAAGCUUGGCAGGCGAGCUUUCAGUAAAAAGGAAGAAAUGAUGGAACUACUUGAAAAAGCAACGAAGUUUGAUGUUGUGGCCAAGAAAUUGCCUCCGGGUCCUGCGAGAGAGUUGGCAACUCCUUCAAUGGUCUCAAAUCAAAAUUCAAACCUUGAGACAAUAUGCCAAUAUCUCAAAGAAAACAUGACUGGGAUCAUUGGGAUAUGGGGCAUGGGAGGGGUCGGCAAAACCACACUCUUGAAGAGCAUCAACAAUGAAUUCUAUCUCUCAAAAGAUGGCAUGUUUGAUCAUGUCAUUUGGGUUGUGGUUUCUCAAGAUUACAGCUAUCAAAAGAUUCAAUCCGAUAUUGCCAAGAAUUUGGGAUUGACAUCUACCAAUGCUAAUGCAAUCCAUGAUUUUUUGAAAAGGAAAAGUUUCCUCCUACUGCUGGAUGAUCUCUGGAGUAAGCUUGAUCUCGAGAACAUUGGGGUGCCUCAGCCUAAAUUAAUGCAUCAUGAUCAAGACAAGCACAAGAGGAUGGUGGUGUUCACAACACGCUCGGAGAAUGUUUGUGGUGACAUGGAGGCCAACAAGACGAUCAAAAUGGAAUGCUUGGUUCCUGAUGCUGCAUGGCGUUUGUUCAAAGCCCAAGCCGGUGAAGAACUCAUUGCAUCUGAUAAUCUAAUUCAACAGCAUGCAAAGGAUAUUGUGAGGGAAUGUGCUGGUUUGCCACUUGCUCUUGCCACAGUUGGCAAAGCCAUGCGCAUCAAGAAGACAGAACAAGAAUGGGAGUAUGUGGCUAGCAUGAUGAGGAAAUCAAAGUAUUCAGGCAUUCCAGGUAUGAGGAAGGAAUCAGACUUUUUUCCUAUUUUGAAGUUCAGUUAUGACAAUCUGGAGAGCGAUCUUCUGAGACAAUGCUUCUUGUAUUGUUCCUUAUGGGGUGAGGAUGUGGAAAUAGAUACUGAUGAUCUCAUAGAAUGUUGGAUGGGCCAUGGUUUGUUAGAUGAUUUUGAUGACCUUGGUGAAGCUUACAACAAAGGUGGGAUCUUCAUUGGAAACCUGAAAGAAGCAUGCUUAUUACUAGAAUCAGCUACCCCAUUUCGGUAUCAUAAACACAAGAGCUUUGUAAAGCUUCAUGAUGUGAUUAGAGAUCUUGCCUUAUGGAUAACUUCAGAUUGUGGGAGAAACAAGAAAGGUUGGUUGGUGCAACCAAAAUCAUCCUUAGAAAGAUUACCAGAGGAUGUCAUCGAUAGGGAAGUGAUUAACAUUUUAGUUAGCAAUAUGAAAGCAUUGGAUGGAUUUAUUAAUUUCCAUAAGCUCAAAACAUUGAUUCUCUCCAAAGAAAUUGUGGGACGACAUCGUAUUUCUCCUGAACUCUUUACAAAAAUGCCUUGCCUCAAGUUUUUGGAUCUAAGUCGUGCUCGUAUGGACACUUUGCCUAAAGAGAUUGGUAAGCUUUUUGGACUGGAAUAUUUCAAGUUACCAUCACAACUCAGAUCUUUAUCCACUGCUUUGGGUGAUUUGAAGAACUUGAAGUAUCUAUAUUCUUUCCCUCAAUAUAAGUUACAGAUUCCUUAUGGGCUACUAACAAGGCUAACAAAGUUGCGAGUAUUGGAUCUAUGUUCCACUGCCGACGUCUACCUUGAAAAAAGACAUGUGGAUGAGUUGCUGAUCUUAAAAGAAUUGAAAGGAGUGGGGAUUAACAUAAGACGCAUUUCUACGUUGGAAAGGCUAUGUCUUGUUCCAAAAAGGAGACUUCGAUUGGGCUACUUGGAUGAUGCACCAGAUUUUACUUCCUUCAGCAUAUCUCCGUCACAGCUUGGAAGCAACAGCAAGACAAACCUUCAACAAUUCCAAAUUUUCAAUAUUCAAAGCUUACAAGAAUUGGUGAUGACAACAGAAGGUGACAGUUCUUGGUGCCUUUCUCACCUCAAUGCCUUUAGUUUAAGUAAUCUCCCUCAGCUAAAGAAUGUCAUUUGGAAGGAUUUGGAAGCACACUUUUUUCUCCCUGUGCUGGCUUACUUAAAUAUCUUUAAAUGCAAAAGCUUGACUAGCUUGUGCUGGACUGCUGACCUACCACAUCUUAAAGAACUCCAAAUAUCUACUUGUGAUGAACUGAAGAGUAUUAUUAAAACUAGUGAUGAUGCUACAAAGGUGAUUGAAGAAGAAGGGAACCUUUUCAAGAGCCUCAAGUCAUUGGAUCUUUGGGAUAAUCCAAAUUUGGAAUGCAUAUACGAGGGAGAUCUAUCCCUGUCUUCCAUUGAAAAGAUUUCUUUGGGAGGGUGUUCCAAGCUGAGAAAGCUCCCACUUGGAUUGGACAGUGCUAAAACCCUAGAGUACAUAGAUGUCGAUAUUGACAUGUGGGACAACAUGGAUUGGGCACACAAGGAUCACUUCUCCCAUUUUGUGGGUAAGCGCAGCCGGUUAAGACGAUUUAUACAAUUUAUGUAGCUGAGUCACAAUAGCGUUUCUGUUUUAUUUCAUGUAACCCUAUAAAUUAUGUUGAUUUUGUUUACCUCUAAAUGACAAAUGCUCCUUGUGUGAUCCUGCCCCCUGUAAUAAAGUGUCUGGUUCU
This is a messenger RNA of Dioscorea cayenensis subsp. rotundata (Guinea yam), 2993 nucleotides long. Its product is annotated as probable disease resistance protein At5g63020. NCBI's taxonomy places the organism in Eukaryota, Viridiplantae, Streptophyta, Magnoliopsida, Dioscoreales, Dioscoreaceae. Gene Ontology annotation, molecular function: ADP binding. Bases 107 to 2869 code for a protein of 920 amino acids. The transcript has 2 exons. The record is from RefSeq and is a predicted model, not a curated record.